AACGGCAACUCGUCCGUUCGAUCUCUCGCUGUGGUGGAUACAGAAUCCAAAGUUGCAGUCUAACUGCACGCAAAUAUGGAAGGAAUCCGCCAUCGUCGUCGUAAUUUCCCACAAAUACCCCCCCCGCUACUUCUGCUAAUUACGCACCUAACCUCCCACCGCCGCCACACCGAGCCUCCUCUCCGGCCCCCGCCUUCCCAGUCCCCUCAUCUCUCGUCUCUCCUCCUGCCUCCUCGUCCUCGCCUUCCCAUUCCCCCGCCCCAAACCCCCAGCUCGAUUCCCAGUCGUCUCGCCCCGUGAUGUCGCCGGCUGCUGGUGGCCCCGCGCCCGCGCCAGCGCCAGCGCAAUCAGCGGCCGCCGUUCCGCAGGCGAUCGCGGUACCGCCGGAGUCCGGCCGUUCGGCGCCCGAGGCGUCCCGCAGGGAUCCACCGGCCCACCCCGAGGGGGCCGAUCCCACCAAUGCGGCGGCAAGGAAGACAACGUGGAGCGUGCUGGCGCAGACCCCCGCCGCCGCGGCGGAGGCGACCCCAGAGGGCGGCGGCAUCAUCGGCGGGGACGCCUCGUGGCCGGCGCUCGUGGAGUCGACGCGCGCGUGCCCCAAGUCGGGCUCGUCCGACUCCCUCAAUGCCCUCUCCGAUGUUUCCGGCCCGCCUCCGCAGGAGGAUACAAUUGCUGCUUCAUCGGUACUUCCACAUCCAGUUGUGGGGGCUAAUCCGAUUCCCACUGCCCAAAACCCUACCUCCAUACCUCCUCGCACGCCUGCGGCUUCCUCUCAGCAGAACGGUGCCACAACCCAGACAUUUCCAGUUCGGCGCAGUGGCAACCGUGGAAAUGGUAGCAAUGGUGGCGUCAGGGCUGCCAAUAGUAGCGGAGGUGACGGGAGCAGCGGCAGUGGUGGUGAUGGUAACUGGAAUGAUGGAAGCCUUGGUACUGACAGCGGUUGCAACAGCAGCAAUGGCGAUGGUCCCAUCAAUUUGGAUGAUAAUGUCCCUGGCACUCGUUGUGCCCGUGGGAAUGACAAUGACAGCAGCAGAAAUCCUUCUGGCAAUGGCCACUGGAACCACAACAUACGAGGUGGUGGUGGUGGUGGUGAUGGGAACAAUAGAAAUAGCAGUGGUAGCAGCAACCACUGGAAUAAUAAUCCCCGAAAUAGUAGUAGUAGCAAUGGCGUUGGAGGUCGUGGUGGUUACCGGGGUCGCCGUGACCAUGAGAGAGGGGCUAAUUUCUCCCCUAGGAACUUCCCAAGAGUUCCGGUAAUGCCAUAUCAACAGCAGCAGCAGCCUGGCAUCUACCAGCCUGGGCCCUUUCACCGACCACCACCACCGGCUGCCCAUUUCAUGGUGCCACAGCAUUUUUAUGUCCCAUCAUUUCCCUACCUUGCUGAUGUGCAACCUUAUCCUGUCUACCUCCCACCAGUAGAACAGUUUCAGAACAUGCAUCUUCUUCGGCCACCCAUGCAGCCUGCUUGGGUUCCUCCUCAUCAGGAUCAACCAAAUCUCCAAGAUAGUAUUAGGAAUCAGAUAGAGUUCUAUUUUAGCACAAAUAAUCUAUGCCAUGACACAUUCUUGAGGAGACAUAUGAACAAUCAAGGAUGGGUACCUAUUGACCUAAUCUUAGGGUUCAACCGGAUGAGGGCGUUUACAGGUUUGGUGGACACCAACUACAUACUAGAUGCUAUCCGUGGUUCUGAGUUAUUGGAAGUGCAGGGAGAUAAUGUCCGGAGGCGCAAUGAUUGGAUGGAAUGGCUGCUUCAUUAAGGCCGUCCACUAGUAAAUCAGGUUCAGAUGCCAAGAUGCAGCUGCAUGCCAUAUUGGGGGAACUGAAUGAAUAGAAGUCUUGAUCACGGCGUGAUGGACUGAUGUACAGCGAGCGGGUCUAUUGGAAUCGGGAUGAUUUUUGUUUGACGUGAUGGCUGCACGUGAAGGCACAUUAUUCAAAGGGAAAAUAAUUUUACUUAGGGCUAGCAAAUGUUUUUAUGGCAGUCUGUAUAGUUGUCCGAAAAGAAGUGACCACCCUGCCUUCUCAUUAUGGAUUAUUAUUAUUAUUAGGUGUCCUGUUGAACGAUUUGGUGACCGUUUGCUUUGCUUUUCUUGGAUCAAAGUCACGUAACCGCAGCCCAUUCAAUUCAA
Messenger RNA from Zea mays, 2129 nucleotides. Its product is annotated as la-related protein 1B. Gene Ontology annotation, molecular function: mRNA binding. Lineage: Eukaryota; Viridiplantae; Streptophyta; Magnoliopsida; Poales; Poaceae. The record is from RefSeq and is a predicted model, not a curated record. Gene Ontology annotation, cellular component: nucleus. The transcript is spliced from 7 exons. Bases 300 to 1757 code for a protein of 485 amino acids.